This is a messenger RNA of Cricetulus griseus (Chinese hamster), 3170 nucleotides long. The record is from RefSeq and is a predicted model, not a curated record. Lineage: Eukaryota; Metazoa; Chordata; Mammalia; Rodentia; Cricetidae.
AUGCCCAUAAUCCAAGAACUCUGGAGACCAAGGCAGGAGAGUCCCGAGUUGGAAGCCAUCCUGGACCCUAUCUCAAAAACACCUGCAAAGAAAAAACGACUGUAUUGCCUUGAGAGGGAAAAUGUGCAGAAGAGGACUUUUACACGAUGGAUAAACCUACACCUCGAAAAGUGUGAUCCACCUCUAGAAGUUACAGACCUUUUCAUUGAUAUCCAAGAUGGCAAAAUCCUAAUGGCUUUGCUAGAAGUCCUCUCGGGACGAAAUCUGCUGCAUGAAUACAAAUCCUCAUCACAUCGUAUUUUUCGGUUGAACAACAUAGCAAAAGCACUUAAGUUUCUGGAAGAUAGCAAUGUCAAGCUGGUUAGCAUCGAUGCGGCAGAAAUUGCAGAUGGCAACCCCUCACUAGUCCUCGGGCUGAUAUGGAACAUCAUUCUAUUCUUCCAGAUAAAGGAGCUCACGGGCAACCUCAGCAGGGGCUCCCCAUCUUCCAGCUUGUCACCUGGCUCGGGGGGCACAGACUCCGACUCCUCCUACCCACCUACCCCUACCACGGAGAGGAAUGUGGCGGUAUCAGUGAAAGACCAGAGGAAAGCCAUCAAGACCAUGCUGGCAUGGGUGCAGAGGAAAACAAGGAAGUAUGGUGUGGCGGUCCAGGACUUCGCGGGCAGCUGGAGGAGCGGGCUGGCUUUCCUGGCUGUCAUCAAAGCCAUUGACCCCAGCCUGGUGGACAUGAAGCAGGCUCUGGAAGAUUCCACCCGGGAGAAUCUAGAGAAGGCCUUCAGCAUUGCACAUGAUACCCUACACAUUCCCAGGCUCCUGGAGCCCGAAGACAUCAUGGUUGACAUGCCGGAUGAACAGUCCAUUGUGACUUAUGUGGCCCAGUUUCUAGAACGCUUUCCGGAGUUGGAGCCCGAAGAGUUUGUGAAUCUAGACAGAGAAGCCCCCAUCGAGUCCACCUUUGUCCGAAUCAAAGAAAGCCCUUCUGAACAGGAGAGCCGAGUCCUCCUCCUCAGUGAGAAUGGGGAGCGGGCCUACACUGUCAAUCAUGAAACCAGCCACCCGCCACCUGCCAAAGUCUUUGUCUGUGAUGAGCCUGAGAAUGAGAAGGGCUUCUGUCUGGGUACUGUGCCCAGCCACAAGCUGUCGGAUAGCGCCACUGAGAUCAUGCACCAGAUCAUUGACCAAGUCCUCCAGGGGAGCCCAGGGAGAACUGGACCCACCAACGAGCCAGCUCCAGAAUCCUCCAUCUUAUCAACCAGAAAGGAUGGCCGGAGGUCCAACUCUUUGCCAAUUAAAAAAUCCGUCCACUUUGAGGCUGACUUGCACAGGGACGCCUCGUGUAGCAAAGACCCUUUCUACAGCUCAGACUUCCGCUUUGAGGGGAGCCCAAAAGUGGCAAAGGAGCUGUCAAAGCAGGAUGUCCCUGUCUCAUUGGUUGAGGUUGCCAAGGAAAAGAAGACAGAACAGGAAGCCAGGCCAACUGCCUCAGAGAAAGGCCCUGGAGACAUUGUUGGCGUGGAUGGCAUGCCCUAUCAUGGUCAGCCUCCACAGGACCCCUCAUUCUGUAAUGGCACUGUAGAGAGUCUGGCUAGCCACGGUGAGAAAGGCCCUUCUCCGCCAUCCCCUGGAGUUCAUACUAUCCUGGCCACCUCCACUGAGCUCAAGGUUCCACUGCUGACUGUUGAGCCUAUGGAUAAAGAUGACUAUUUUGAAGGCAUCCCACUGAAGGCUUCCAAGUUCAACAGGGACCUCGCAGAUUUUGCCUCCACCAGCCAGGCUUGUGGUGAGGAUACAUCAACCCAUGAGAAGACACCUGGGGAGGAAGAGGGUUUUGAGAAUUAUGCUGAGAAACUGGGGAAAAGGAAGUCAAAGUCUCCCCACGCAGAGACAGAGGCACCUGAAUCCCAAGAGGAGCCUGACAGCCACGAGCCUCCUCCCAAGGGCCCCGAACAAGAAGAUCCAGAGCAUCCUUUGCCCCCGGAAGAAACACCAGCAGAUAAGAAACCCGAAGUAUAUGAAAAGGCCAAGAGGAAGUCCACCCGGCACCGCAGCGAGGAAGGAGAAGCAGAAGGCCUCUCUGGAGUCAGCGGAGAAAUGCCAUCCAACCCCCCGAGUACCAGCGUCAGCCUGGAAACCCUCAGGAGUCACAGCGAGGAAGGGCUGGACUUCAAGCCUUCUCCACCACUCUCAAAGAUCUCCGUCAUCCCCCACGAUCUGUUCUAUUACCCACACUACGAGGUGCCCCUGGCCGCCGUGCUGGAGGCUUAUGCGGAAGGUGGGGAGGAUUUGAAAGGCGAAGACAUAGAACUCGAGGAGGUAGAAGAAGGCUUUCUGCAGGACUCCAGGGAGGAGGAGGAGGAGGAGGCCCACAGCUCCCAAAGCAGCUGCAGUUUCUCCUUGCCCGUCGACAACGGCCAGCCCAGCGUCGGUGACCAGGAGUCCCAUGUUGAUGGGAAUUCUGAGGGGCCCACAACAGCCUCAGGACCUGGUUCCCCAUCCUCCCACGAGAACCACCAACAGAGGGAAACCAAAGAGAAUGGCCCUGUGGAGAGCCAGCAGCCCCAAGAACCCCUAAACCCGGAACUCCCCACAAAGCCAUUACAAGAAAAGUCAAUGGGAGCCUCAACUAGCAGUAAAAAGAAAGAAAAAAGGAAACAUGUGGACCAAGUAGAAAACUCAUUAUUUAUAGCCCCUGGGACUGUCCGAUCCUCAGAUGACCUGGAAGAAAACCCCUGUGAACACAAGAUCCCUUCCAGGAAUAGCCACAGUGACUCCAGCAUUUACAUUCGGCGACAUGCUAAUAGGUCUUUGGAAUUGGACCAUUUUAGCUAUGUUCAAUUGAGGAACGCAGCCGAUCUGGAUGAGAGGAGAAACAGAGUGUUAAACAGGUACAAUUCUCAGAAGCUCACUGAGCUGAUUUUACAGUUUUACGGCAUCAGAGCAGACAUGAAGCGGGAAUUCAAACAUGCCAGGCUGUCUAUGAAUGGCACCAACUCCUCUGGAGAAGCUGUGCCCCUGGGGAGCCAGAGCCCAGCCAGCGAUUCCCUGACACAGUUCGUCCAGCAGCCCGACGUGUUCUACUUCAUCCUUUUCCUGUGGCUCCUGGUCUACUGCCUGCUGCUCUUCCCUCAGCUUGAUGUCAGCCGGCUCUGAAAUGUGUGUCUGGAGAA